GGGAGGGGGGAGAGACCAGUUUCCCCAAAUAUACCUGGUAUCACAGUUUGCUGCUGCUACUUAUUGCCACAGCUAUAUAUGACUGCGCCAGCAGAUCACAAGUUAUUGAAGAAAGCAGCAGCUAGCUACCUAAGCUCAAAGCUCAUCUGAUCAAUCAGGAUAUAUAAUUGGUGAUCAUUUGUGUGAAGAUCUCAUCACCAACGAGUGAAUGCUCAUGGGCUCAUUCCAUUCUUCCCAUAUCCAACAAGAAGAAGAAGAAGAUCAUCUAAACCACCCAAACAACAACAACAUCUCAGAUCUACAAUUAUAUCACCACCACCUCCACCACCAUCACAUUUCUGAUCAGCCUUCGUUGAUUAUGUCAACGUCACCAAGCAUUUCACCAACCCACCUCCGCCACUUACUCAUUACCUGCGCCGAGCUCAUUUCCCACCUCGAUUUCCCUUCAGCCCACCGCCUCAUUUCUCUCUUAUCCUCAAACUCCUCACCCUUCGGAGACUCCACUGAAAGACUAACCCACCAUUUUGUAAAAGCCCUCUGUUUCCGCCUCAAUACAAACCCUAAUUACUCUCCCACUACUAUUGGCCCACUGACAGCUCUCACAAAUGCGGCCAGUGCGUCCGCAUCCUCCUCCUCCAACUACUUGUUUUUGCCAGUGUUACAGGAGGAGGAGGACAACAACGAGGAGGCACUCCACUCGUGUUACCUAACCCUAAACCAGAUAACCCCAUUCAUCCGGUUUAGCCACUUGACCGCCAAUCAAGCCAUCCUCGAAGCCAUAGACGCAUCUCAUCUCUCAAUCCACAUCCUCGACUUCGACAUCAUGCACGGCGUCCAGUGGCCCCCACUUAUGCAGGCCCUUGUCGAGCGGUCCUACAACUCCCCACUCCACCCGCCCCCCACACUUCGAAUCACCGCCACCGGCCGCGACCUCUCCCUCCUCCUCAGGACCGGCGAGCGUCUCUUGAGAUUCGCUCAGUCACUCGGCCUCGCCUUCCAAUUCCACCCCCUCGUCCUAAACAACACAUCCCCGCCGUCGGACUUAAUCUCCCCAUCAACCCUGGGCCUCCACCAAAACGAAGUCCUAGCCGUCAACUGCGUCCUCUACCUGCACACCCUAGUCACGGACGACUCACGUGACCUCUUCCUCUUCCUCCAGAAGAUCAAGUCAUUGAACCCAAAAGUCUUCACCAUCGCCAAUAAAGAAGCCAACCACAAUAACCAUCUCUUCUUCAACCGGUUCGUGGAGGCUCUAGACCACUACGGCGCCGUCUUCGAUUCCCUCGAGGCGACGCUGCCGCCCAACAGCCGGGAAAGGCUGGUGGUGGAGGAGUGGUUCGGGAGGGAGAUUAAGGACGUUGUGGGAGUCGAAGGAGAGAAGAGGAAGCAGCGGCAUGAGAGUUACGAGACGUUUUGGGAGGUGGUGCUGCGGAGGGUGGGUUUCGAGAAUGUACCGUUGAGUCCAUUUGCGCUUUCGCAGGCGAAGCUUCUGCUGCGGCUUCAUUAUCCUUCUGAGGGUUACCAGCUGAGGAUGUUCAAUGACUCUUUUUUCUUAGGUUGGCAGAAUCGUCCCCUUUUCUCUGUUUCUUCUUGGCACUAAUUACAAGUAUAUAUAUGUAUCUAAUUGACUCUUUAGCUCUAUUGAUAGCUAGGUUUGAGCUUUCCGUCUUGUUCUUCUCUUCUUAUAUAUAUUUAUAUAUAGAGAAAUAUAUGUAUAAAAAGCCGCAUUUAAGAAGCAAGAGCUGCCAUUGAAGUGUUUUCAAGAACUCACUCAAUUGUACUACUCAUAGAGAAGGGUACUCUUUCUUUCUCUCUUUUUCUCCUGCCAUGUAUCUCUCUAAACAUUCCUAAGAAUCCUACUAGUUACUCAGCUGAUCAGUCUUAAGCAUACAUGCAAUAAGUAGGGUGGAUCUCUGUGGACGUUGCAUGUGAAAUGAAGACACAGCUAGAGGGAGCUCCUGAUCAACUAGCUUUUCCAAUAUCACAGUUUGUUCUUUCGUUAGAGACUGAAAUUGAUCUUAAAUUAUUGUGUUAUAUGAAUCUCAUAAAUAUUG
Messenger RNA from Malus domestica (apple), 2054 nucleotides. RefSeq names its product scarecrow-like protein 18. The record is from RefSeq and is a predicted model, not a curated record. Lineage: Eukaryota; Viridiplantae; Streptophyta; Magnoliopsida; Rosales; Rosaceae. Gene Ontology annotation, molecular function: DNA-binding transcription factor activity; sequence-specific DNA binding. Gene Ontology annotation, biological process: regulation of DNA-templated transcription; meristem initiation. Gene Ontology annotation, cellular component: nucleus.